UCCCCGCCCGGCUGCGGGGCCAGUGGCAGGAGCUCCGCGCACUGCCAGCCGCGGGGGGCGUGGGAUGGGGGCGGCCGGGGAGGGGGGCGCCCACACUGACUAGAGCCAACCGCGCACUUCAAAAGGGUGUCGGUGCCGCGCUCCCCUCCCGCGGCCCGGGAACUUCAAAGCGGGCCGUGCUGCCCCGGCUGCCUCGCUCUGCUCUGGGGCCUCGCAGCCCCGGCGCGGCCGCCUGGUGGCGAUGACCCGGGCGCUCCGCUCAGCGCUCCGCCAGGCUCUCCUGCUGCUCGCCGCGGCCGCCGAGCUCUCGGCAGGACUGAAGUGUGUAUGUCUUUUGUGUGAUUCUUCAAACUUUACCUGCCAAACAGAAGGAGCAUGUUGGGCAUCAGUCAUGCUAACCAAUGGAAAAGAACAGGUGAUCAAAUCCUGUGUCUCCCUUCCAGAACUGAAUGCUCAAGUCUUCUGUCAUAGUUCCAACAAUGUUACCAAAACCGAAUGCUGCUUCACAGAUUUUUGCAACAACAUAACACUGCACCUUCCAACAGCGUCACCAAAUGCCCCAAAACUUGGACCCAUGGAGCUGGCCAUCAUUAUUACUGUGCCUGUUUGCCUCCUGUCCAUAGCUGUGAUGCUGACAAUAUGGGCAUGCCAGGGUCGACAGUGCUCCUACAGGAAGAAAAAGAGACCGAAUGCGGAGGAACCACUCUCUGAGUGCAAUCUGGUAAAUGCUGGAAAAACCCUGAAAGAUCUGAUUUAUGAUGUAACUGCCUCUGGAUCUGGCUCUGGUCUACCUCUGUUGGUUCAAAGGACAAUUGCAAGGACGAUUGUGCUUCAGGAAAUAGUAGGAAAAGGUAGAUUUGGUGAGGUGUGGCAUGGAAGAUGGUGUGGGGAAGAUGUGGCUGUGAAAAUAUUCUCCUCCAGAGAUGAAAGAUCUUGGUUUCGUGAGGCAGAAAUUUACCAGACGGUCAUGCUGCGACAUGAAAACAUCCUUGGUUUCAUUGCUGCUGACAACAAAGAUAAUGGAACUUGGACUCAACUUUGGCUGGUAUCUGAAUAUCAUGAACAGGGCUCCUUAUAUGACUAUUUGAAUAGAAAUAUAGUGACGGUGGCUGGAAUGAUCAAGCUGGCGCUCUCAAUUGCUAGUGGUCUGGCACACCUUCAUAUGGAGAUUGUUGGGACACAAGGUAAACCUGCUAUUGCUCAUCGAGACAUAAAAUCAAAGAAUAUCUUAGUGAAAAAAUGUGAAACUUGUGCCAUAGCGGACUUAGGGUUGGCUGUGAAGCAUGAUUCAAUACUGAACACUAUCGACAUACCUCAGAAUCCUAAAGUGGGAACGAAGAGGUAUAUGGCUCCUGAAAUGCUUGAUGAUACAAUGAAUGUGAAUAUCUUUGAGUCCUUCAAACGAGCUGACAUCUAUUCUGUUGGUCUGGUUUACUGGGAAAUAGCCCGGAGGUGUUCGGUCGGAGGAAUUGUUGAGGAGUACCAAUUGCCUUAUUAUGACAUGGUGCCUUCAGAUCCCUCGAUAGAGGAAAUGAGAAAGGUUGUUUGUGACCAGAAGUUUCGACCGAGUAUCCCAAACCAGUGGCAAAGUUGUGAAGCACUCCGAGUCAUGGGGAGAAUAAUGCGUGAGUGUUGGUAUGCCAACGGAGCGGCCCGCCUAACUGCUCUUCGUAUUAAGAAGACUAUAUCUCAACUUUGUGUCAAAGAAGACUGCAAAGCCUAAUGAUGAUAAUUAUGUUAAAAAGAAAUCUCUCACAGCUUUCUUUUCCAUUUUCCCCUUUAUGUGAACGUUUUUGCCAUUUUUUUUGUUCUACCUCAAAGAUAAGACAGUACAGUAUUUAAGUGCCCAUAAGGCCGCAUGAAAAGAUAACUCUAAAGUUAAGCAUGGGCAGGAAUUGACUUCAUCCAAUCUCUCUGUUAUGUUUAAUUUUAUUUUGAAAGCAACACCUCCACUCAUCUUUUUAUUUAAUAAGAAAGAACUAUAUUACAAAAGUAUAAAAUAAGCUCUAUAAAAAUGAUAUAGUCAUUAAGUUUUUAUUUUACUUGAACCAAGAGCACAUGAAUGAACAGGAAAAGAUGUUAAAAGUUUUUUUUUUUUUCUGAGACGAAAACUCAUUAAUUAAUCAUGCGAACUAGACCAUGCUAUCUUAAAUAGAAAUUUAGGUCAUGCAAUCUAUGUUUCCCCAUUUUUAAGUUAGCAGGACUUUUUAAAAAAUAAAUAUUGCUCUAAAUUUUAAUAUAUCAAACAUGUGAAAGUGGAGCUGCUCAGUGGAAGAUGUAAGUGAGAUCGGUGUCCCAUGUGCUUGGUCUCCUCUUCUGCUGUUCUCCUUUGUAAUCCACUACUGCAGCAGUCGCUGAACCACUAAACUUGUUCCUUUCUUUGCAAAAGACAUACCUGAUAUCCUGAGACACUGAGAAAUGUCCCAAAGUCACACAGCUAAUGGCAGAACUGGCACUAGGUCCACAUCUUGUGAUAAUGAGCACUGUAGUGCAAUUAUAUUAUCAUUACACUGACUGUAAUGAGUCAGCUAGCUUCCUACUUUUCCUUGAAUAGUGCUUUUCUCCCUAUGCAAUAUCUUUUAUUAUGAUAUUUGUGGUUUAGUCAUGCAGAAGGCAUAUUGAGUUAUUUUGCAGAAUCAUGAUGGACCUGCAUGAAAUCUCAGAACCAUAUCUGUUGAUAUUUUUUUCUCAUAGAAAUAUCAUGGUUACCCCAUUUGUUAAUGAGUAUUAAUGUUUUCUGAACACUUCCAAAGAUUAAUCAAACAUAAAUAUUCAUUGUCUGAAAAUGUCUUUAAGAUACAAUUCAGAGGUCCCUAUUUCCUUUGUACAUACACACUUAGAAAGAAAAGCCAGAAGAGGAAGAGGAAAGAAGGAAAUAUUUUGAGAAUAUAUUGAGAAGAAUUAAGAAAACUCUUCAAUGAAGUGUAACAACCAAACCCUACAGAGGGUAUGAGAAACAGCAAAUACAUAUUCCUCUACCCUUUCACAAUGAGCGAGUGAGUACAGAAGAAUGCUCAUGGUAGUUCUGCCUUCAUUCUACUUUCUGUGGACACAGAGUAAUGAAUAUUUAAUGGGACAUUAAAUAUGCCCUUCAAAUCUAUAAUGCUAUUUUGGUAAAGGAAGCUUAACAUGAUGUCUUUUAUUCUCCUAAAACAUCUUUUUUCAAACUCCAUUCCAUAGAACAUUCUUCUGCUGAGAUGAUCCAAGACCAAAGUGUUCUUUGAUAUUGCUUAGAAAGUGAUAGUACAUGUUAGCAUAUAAUGUAUUUUGAAGAGUGAAGUGAAUGCUAUUGAUAACAGUAAAAACAAAAAACAAACAAACAAAAAAACCAAAACUAAUAACAGUAAAGAAAUGCUACUUGAAUUUUUUUUAAACUGGAUUGCUCAGAUUACCUGAUCGUGGUGGAACCCUUUUAUUAAGAGGAGGGGAAACUUUUUACUAUCCCAUAUUUAACUGUUCUAUAAAGCAAAGCACAGCUUGGGUAAUAGUGUUCUGAAGGAUAUACUUCUGUAUUUUCUCAUAGAAUACAAUUUAGUGAUUAUGCUUCAUUUCACUAUGAAAAUAUGUUACUGAAUCUGUCUUCAUUUUACUGAGUUGAAAUAAGGAAGGCAAAACACUGACAGCUAUGGAGUUUGCGUGUGCUUCCAUACUUGUUAAUGCUCUCAUCCACUUAUUAAAUAAUCAUAGAGUACCCAUAUCUUGCUUGCCACAAUAUCGGGUACAAGAAGGAAUACAAAGAUAGAUAGGUCCUGCCCUCAGGGAUUUUAAAGUCUAAUUUGGGAAUGUGAAUAGGGAUGUGAGUGUGUGGGGGAAGAAAAUAAAUUGACAGAUAAAAUAUGAAGUGGGAUGUCUUGAGUUCUGCAUGACAGUGGGUUUCUAGGAUAGGUCUGAAAAUCGCUUUCAUUUGCAAUGCAUUUAGAAAGUAGCUUUAUUUGGAUAUUACAGACAAUCUAAAUAUAUCAUCAGUUUUUAAAAGUGCCUAUGUGAAGUGAUUUUUCAAAAGAGCCUAUGUGAAGGGGUAAUCUUGCUUGUGCUUGUUACUAAUUUCUCAUAGAUUGUUUUUCUGCAUAUAUAAGAAUGAAAUUAUUUAUUUACUAUGGUUGUACGUGCCUCAAAUAAACAAGAAUGAUAUUUCCUGUUUUAUUUACUUAUGUUGGGUAAAUAUGCUUAUUGAAUUUUUAAGAGAGGAUUUUUUAACAUCUCCAUUCUUCUUGUCAUUAUGUUUUGUAGCUUAUUUGAGGGUGUCUAAAUAUAAUUUCAUAUUUUAUUGGUUCAACUUUCACUCUGAAGAAAUCCGUAUGUUAGUACAUUUUGAGGUAUUUUUCUUGUUCUUGUGUUGGUUAACUAUGACUCCUUGCUGGGUAGUCUUAUAUUUCAAUUACAAAACACAUUUUUAAAGAAAGGGAAUAGAGCAGCAAAAAUGAUGAGGACAAUGUUAAAAGUUGUAAUAUUUCCUUUACUCUUAACAGGAUUAUAUAUAGAAUAUGCUCACUUACAAAAAUAGGAUGAUGAAGUUUAGAGCAUAAGGCAGGCUUCUUGUAUAUACUUAUGCUGUCAAAUGUUAUAUUGUUUUUAAUGGAGUCCCUUUGUGUAAUAUUUAUUUCUUUUAAAUUUUGUUAUAAGCAAAAAAAAAAAAAAAAAAAAAAAAAAAAUUCUUCUUAGGUUAGGUUCAGAGUAUCAGUGUUCUUUACUCCUUACAGAUAUUUUGGCUUUGGGGUAUAAUACAAGACUUGGGAAAACGCUAUUAUAAAUUUUCAGUACUGUAUAAAGUGGUGAUGGGAUUUAAAUGCAGCAUCACUUUCUGAAAAUAAGAGAAACAUUAUUUGUUGUCAGUAUUUCAGCAUGAACUUGUUGCCUUGUAAAUUUUGCCUUUAAGUUUGUAAUUGGUACAGAUUCUGUUGUAUGCUUUCUUCUAUGUCUAAAAUAUUUGGCAUGUCACAUCUAGAAUUCUUAAUUUAUGUUCUGACUUGAGAGUUAAGUGAAACAUGACUGUCGUGCACUAUUUUAGGCAUAGCACUUGCUUUUCAUCUUUAUACUUUCAAUUAACUUUGCAUUUUAAAUUUCCAUGAUUGUAUGAAAAUAGUAACCUGGUUGCAGUAUCUGAAAAAAUUAAAAUUAGCUUUUAUUUAAAAAUGAAAAUCUACAAUAGAUUCAUUAGGUUAGAAGUUCCACAGUAAUUUAUUAUUUUAUUACAGCUACUAUUGUAGAAUUAUUAAUAAAAUAAAACAAAACUACUUCUAUUUUCCUGGAAUUUUGCCACCACGUGACUCAUUGGGGCAGAGAAAACUCAGGGUUAUCUUUGAGUCUGCGCAAAAGUACCAGGGAACCUGCUUAGCAAAUCAUCUGAAAACAGGGAGUUGAUGUUUGCCAUUAUACAAAGAUUGAGUAAACAACUUAAAAUUGCUUGUUAGGGCAUAGUCUUUGAUUGAAAUAAGUAUGAGAGUGUAUUUGGCUAAAUAAAUGUAUUUAAAAUAUAGAAAUUUUAUUUCCCACUGGAAAAUUAAGAAAAUAACAGUACCAAAUGAAUAAAAGCUGGCAGUUGAUGUCUUCGAUAAUCAUUCCUUUAAAUAAAUUCACAAACACAUCAUUACAAGCUACUUAGGAAUGUUUAGUAUUAGUAUCUUAAAAUGGCACCAUUGUGGUUUUCGAAGAUAUUUUAAACAUCUUUUGUGAAACAUACCAUUUCUGUUUGACAAUGCUUAGUUCUAGCUCUG
Rhinopithecus roxellana (golden snub-nosed monkey) is the source of this 5714-nucleotide messenger RNA. It is a transcript of the gene ACVR1C, whose product is annotated as activin A receptor type 1C. The transcript has 9 exons. Lineage: Eukaryota; Metazoa; Chordata; Mammalia; Primates; Cercopithecidae. The record is from RefSeq and is a predicted model, not a curated record. Gene Ontology annotation, biological process: nervous system development; cellular response to growth factor stimulus; protein phosphorylation. Gene Ontology annotation, cellular component: activin receptor complex; plasma membrane. Gene Ontology annotation, molecular function: activin receptor activity, type I; ATP binding. The coding region runs from base 242 to 1723 and encodes 493 amino acids.